UGGUCACAAACCAGGACAGUCAACAUCAAUCCACAUGCCCACAUCUCUACUGCUUUACUGUUUGGUGGUUCAGAGACAAGAAUCACCACAAACGGGAAGGUUCUACAAACCCAGAAUUUGUAAUUAUUGACACCACUGCUUAAUCCCAUGUGCGCACAUGUGCACAGAUAAACAUUGCUCCAGUGGACCUGUGCUGGCUCCAUUAAACACCACCGCAAAGCUCCUGAAGAAAGCAGAACAGCAACGAGCUUCAUAUUUUCAUAGGAUUAAAAGCCUACUGGAAGAAACAUCAAAUGUGCUUCUUGCGUUUUGAACAAGGAAUUCAAAUCUUUUUAUAUCUCCCACCUUGCAAGACUUUUAGACAAUGUUUUACACUCCUUUGUACACCCAGUUAAAGUUGUCUUUACACAAAAGGCCAGCUGCUCUAUUCCAGUAAUUUGAUCACCUGGAGCAGUGUGACCCCUUCUCCUCAGAACAGUGACCCCCUUUCCCUUCCUUCUUCAUUUUCUAUGUGUUGGUUGUUUUCAGAUUAUCUGAAUUAAGAUUAUGAAGUAGGACCCCAUUCAAUGGGAAAGAAAGACAGUCAUCACCUGAGUUGGAUAAAAACCAAUGCACUUCUUAUCUGUGUUUGUUCUUCUGAGACUGCGCAAGAGUAAAGUUUGCCUUGUCUGGGAAUGUUAGUCGGAACUGUGGUCUCUGUUUCUUAGAGACCACGAAAGAAAAGAGUUCUUAAGAGUAAGAAAACAGACUACGUCCGAGUUUUGCUUUUAACGUAGUUGAAAUUCAACUACUAAACGCUUUUGUAAGCCUGGAAUUUCUGGCUUACAAAAAGAAACCCCUUUUCUGGAAAAGCAGACCUCUCUUGAGAAGUGACCACCACCCAUAUCCCCCGUAGUACACACCAAACUGUUUCUUUCCUAAAGGCACAAGUUCUAAGUAGAAACCUGCAACCUUGGCAUCUGUAAAAUUUGCUUAGCUUCUGAGAAAAUAUCGUUGAAGCAGGACGGGUCACGUAAAGAACAGAGGACGACAAUACUGCCUACCCUAUGUACGCUACUGAAUGUUUCUGCUCUAGACUCUCAGGCAUUAGCAAGAAUCCUGGCUCUCUCUGAUCAGGAUUUGUUCUGGUGCUUGCUGGCCGACGUCCCUUGUUGUUCCAGGAGCACUGCCACAGCCCCAGCGCCCUAAGACAAUGAGUCCGGGAUGGAAAAGUGUUAAGAAUAAAAACCCGGACCAUGAAGCAUCUAGGGGGUCAAAGUAUCCCUUUGCUGUCCCAGACAUCAAACUAAGCAAGAAGCAAGAAACUUCCUGCUUCCGGGACUUGCGUCUUCACGCGCAGGCGCCUGCCCGCAGAGCUGUCCUGGCUUCCCUCAGGAAGGGUUCAAAGGUCGCACCGUUCUCUUCAGUCUCUCUGCGGGAGAGACCUGAGCUGUGGGUGCCUCCAGCCACGGGGUGUCGGCGGUGCGGCAGUCUCGACUCCGGGAGCUUGCCGAUGUCUCAGCAUGGUUGAGCUAGAACAGGCAGAGGCCCAGCUCUCUGAGUUAGACCUCCUGGCCAGUAUGUUCCCAGGUGAGAAUGAGCUCACAGUCAACGACCAGCUGGCGUUAGCAGAGCUGAAAGACUGUGUGGAGAAGAGGACCAUGGGGGACCGAUCGUCACAAGUAUACUUUACAAUCAAUAUGCACCUGGACUCCUCUGAGGAUGCAAGGGUGAUGUUUUCUCUGUCUUGCUUGCUUCCCUUUAAAUACCCUACAGUUUUGCCCGAAAUCACUGUCAGAUCGGUAUCAUUGAGUAGAUCCCAGCAGACUCAGCUGAACACAGACCUGAUGGCAUACCUGCAGAAAAACUGUCUCGGAGAGGUCUGUGUACUGAAUGCCACAGACUGGGUUAGAGAGCAUGCCUGUGACUAUGUCAGCAGAGAUGCCUCCCCCUCCCCUGCCAAGGAAAGCCCAGCCCAGCCCAUGGAUCUCACUCUCACGAGGCUCUGGAUCUACAGCCAUCACAUCUACAACAAAUGCAAAAGAAAAAACAUCCUGGAGUGGGCAAAGGAACUGGCCCUGUCUGGCUUCAGCAUGCCUGGGAAACCCGGUGUGGUGUGUGUAGAAGGCCCACAGAGUGCUUGCGAAGAAUUCUGGUCAAGACUCAGAAAACUGAACUGGAAGAGAAUUUUAAUCCGCCACCGAGAAGACAUGCCAUUGGAUGGUACGAAGGAUGGAACGGAAAAACAACGGAGAUUUUCCACUUUUGAGGAAAAGGCCUUCAGUGUCCACGGAGCCAGAGGAAACCACAUGGACUUUGGCCAGCUGUAUCAGUUCUUAAAUGCCAGGGGUUGUGGGGAUGUUUUCCAGAUGUUCUUUGGUGUGGAAGGACAGUGACUCAGUGGGUGGGGGGUGGGAGUCACUGUUCCUUCUUUGGUUGUUUCUUCCCAUUCUUUCUCGAAUUUUAAUGUUCCAUUCCACAAUGUUAUAGGCAUGGGAGCAUAAGACAAACUGUAAUAUAGUUGCAAUGCAUCAGUUAAAAUAUGCUGUGACUGAAAGAAGAACUGAGUUUCAAAUUAUAAAAUUUCCAUUUCUAACAGAGAAGGCUGGAGAAAUGGCCCAGAGGUUAAGAGCACAUACUGUUAUGGCUGAGAACCUAAGUUCAGUUCCCAGCACCCACGGCAGGCAGCUCAUAAUCACCUAUAACUCAUAAUGUCAGCUUGUCUGAUGGCCUCUGUCCUCCUCAAUGGUGCACGCAUAAACAUGCACAUAUACAUACACUCAGGGCAUCGGAUCCCCGGAGCUGGAGCUACAGGAGGUUGUGGAUUGCCCAUUGUGGGUACUGAGGACCAAACUUGGCUCCUCUACAAGAACAAUGCAUACUUUUAACCACUGAGCCAUCUAUCCAACCUGGUGGAAACCUUUUGACGUGAGCUGGACAUGAUGGCACGCGGUUGUAUUCCCAGCUCUUGGAAAAUAGAGGAAAGAGGAUCGGGAGUUCAAAGCCAGCUUGAGCUACUUAAGCUCUUUCUUAAAACAAAACAUAAAACAAAAACAAAGUUAUUCACAGGAACUUUUGCACAAUAAAUUAUCUGUGAAAGUAAUUUUGGUGGUUCAGCUUGUAUUUCCAGGACGCUUCUGCCUUUACUGAGGAACCUGAGAACGCUGUCUGCUCUCGGCCUCUGUUGCAGCUGUAUCUGGCUGUAGGUUAUAGUGGCAGGAUUCUGGGGAUGAAUUUGCAUCUCUUUCUGCCGUGAAGUGGUGGCAGGAGAAGGGAAGGAUGUCCGAGACAACUGCGGAAAUGCCUGUCAUUCUUGCCCUGUGCGGACCCAAUACUAGUCCUUGGUGAUUGCCAGACCUUUCAAAUAAAAUGAAGUUUUAAAGUCUCUGUGUUUGUUAUCAGUAGCCAAAAGUUAACCUGUCACUUUUUUGAAACACUAUGGCUUUGAAA
Molecule: messenger RNA, 3429 nt
Organism: Alexandromys fortis (reed vole)
Lineage: Eukaryota; Metazoa; Chordata; Mammalia; Rodentia; Cricetidae
Gene: Rwdd2b
Product: RWD domain containing 2B
Exons: 5
Coding region: 1503-2375 (290 amino acids)
Molecular function (GO): protein binding
Source: RefSeq, a predicted model, not a curated record